Messenger RNA from Williopsis jadinii, 675 nucleotides. It is a transcript of the gene MED7, whose product is annotated as mediator complex subunit MED7. Gene Ontology annotation, cellular component: mediator complex; core mediator complex. Gene Ontology annotation, molecular function: transcription coregulator activity. Gene Ontology annotation, biological process: regulation of transcription by RNA polymerase II. Lineage: Eukaryota; Fungi; Ascomycota; Saccharomycetes; Phaffomycetales; Wickerhamomycetaceae. The coding region runs from base 1 to 675 and encodes 224 amino acids. The transcript has a single exon. The record is from RefSeq and is a predicted model, not a curated record.
AUGGCGGAGGAGAGCCUUAUAUCGUCGCUGUAUCCACCCCCACCUGCGUACUACAAGUACUUCACCUCAGAAAACGUCAACAGGGCCAAAGAGCUUGAAGCUAGCAACGGAGAGAUACCGGAAGAUGCAAAAUACCUCGAGUUUCUAACACCACCAAGACAACCUGAAGGGGAGACGUACAGAUCUUUUGGUAAUGUAUGGCAAUUCAACGAUAAGAUUCCACAGCUCGAAGAUAUGGGGAUCCCACAGCUCUAUAAGCCGUCUGAUGUGCCCGACGGGGACGAUUCCCAGGCCAAGAUCCUCGCGUUGAAGAAGCUCAUCAAAUCAUUGCUGCUCAACUUCCUGGAGGUUGUUGGUGUUAUGAGCGUGGAUCCCAAGGAGUUCUCACUGAAGGUCGAGCACAUAAGGACGAUUCUGAUCAAUAUACACCAUCUCUUGAACGAAUACAGGCCACAUCAGUCCCGUGAAUCGCUGAUACUACUGAUGGAGAACCAGGUGGAGACAAAGAAGAAUGAGAUCCUGGAGAUCAAAAGGGUCUGCUCCGAGGUUGAGGACAAGAUCAAAUCGCUCGUCGAGAUCUACGUCGACGGCAAAGCAGAGGUGAAGCAUGAAGACGAUGAGCUACAACCUCCACAGGAGGUUCGCUCUGAGAUGGACGUUGACCCUGUAGUAUAG